Marmota flaviventris (yellow-bellied marmot) is the source of this 1490-nucleotide messenger RNA. RefSeq names its product DDAH family member 2, ADMA-independent (gene Ddah2). NCBI's taxonomy places the organism in Eukaryota, Metazoa, Chordata, Mammalia, Rodentia, Sciuridae. The record is from RefSeq and is a predicted model, not a curated record.
GGAAAGGGAUAUUUGUUCCAGGGCUUCCGUCUGUUUUUUUAGUGCCAGUCCAAUACAGUGCUGUCUUCUGGUCCAUGCCGCAUUUGCUUCCUGGCCGAUAGGGCUAGCCAGAUCUGGGUGGGCCUGGUCCGCGCUCGGGGGGCGGUGCCGAGUUCAGGGAAGGGGGGCUCAAUCCUGGUGGAAUGGGCGCGGCAUCGCAGAGCGGAAUAGGCGUGGCCUUGUAAGGCUCCGCCCCGUCCCGCUUAGACAAUGCCCGGGAGCCGCCAGACCCAAGCGCCCCCGCCCCGUCGUAGGACGUGAACUCGCCAACCCAGGGACCCCUCAAAAGCUAGAGCUCCCAGUCUCUUGUCUUGAAGACUAGGAUUCCUUUGUAUCCCUACCCUACCCUCUGGGGGUGGGGCCCCAGCCGAGAUCACAGCGCAGCAGGAGUGACCACUGGAGACAGGUGAAGUAAAAAGAAAACAGAAAUCAGCUUGGCCGGAAAGGGCGUCUGUGUGGAUGGGAUGGGGACGCCGGGGGAGGGGCUGGGUCGCUGCUCCCAUGCCCUGAUCCGGGGUGUCCCCGAGAGCCUGGCGUCGGGGGAGAGUGCAGGGGCUGGCCUUCCAGCUCUGGACCUAGCCAAAGCUCAAAGGGAGCAUGGGGUGCUGGGGGGUAAACUGAGGCAGCGACUGGGGCUACAGCUGUUAGAACUGCCUCCGGAGGAAUCGCUGCCGCUAGGACCGCUGAUUGGUGAUACAGCCGUGAUUCAAGGCGAUACGGCCCUAAUCACGCGGCCCUGGAGCCCGGCUCGUAGACCUGAGGUUGAUGGAGUCCGCAAAGCCCUUCAGGACUUGGGUCUCCGAAUUGUGGAGAUGGGGGAUGAGAACGCAACUCUGGAUGGCACUGACGUUCUCUUCACGGGCCGGGAGUUUUUUGUAGGUCUCUCCAAGUGGACCAAUCACCGAGGAGCUGAGAUCGUGGCGGACACAUUCCGGGACUUCGCCGUCUCUACUGUGCCGGUCUCUGGCCCUUCUCACCUGCGUGGCCUCUGUGGCAUGGGGGGACCCCGCACUGUGGUAGCAGGCAGCAGUGACGCUGCCCAAAAAGCUGUCAGGGCAAUGGCAGUGCUGACAGAUCACCCAUAUGCCUCUCUGACUCUCCCAGAUGACCCAGCUGCUGACUGUCUCUUUCUGCGUCCUGGGUUGCCUGGUGCACUCCCUUUCCUCCUGCAUCGUGGAGGUGGGGACUUGCCUAACAGCCAGGAGGCACUGCAGAAGCUCUCUGAUGUCACCCUUGUACCUGUAUCCUGCUCAGAACUGGAAAAGGCUGGUGCUGGGCUCAGCUCCCUUUGCCUGGUGCUCAGCACACGCCCCCACAGUUGAGGGCCUGGCUUGGGAUUCUGGGUGGCCAGCAAAAUAGGAAUUAGAAGGGGAAGGAGAGCUGGGCAUGGUGGCACACACCUGUAAUGUCAGAGACUCGGAAGGCUGAGGCAGGAGGAUCACAAGUUUGAA